AUGACUAUUAAUCACAAGUCAACCGACAAUAAUCAUACUACAGCACAAGAUGAUGAUGAUCGACCAGGUCAUCAUCAUCACCACCAUCACCAUCAUUCAGGACAUGAUCCAAUUAUAUUCAAACUAGGUAAUCUCGUCACAUUCAAAUUAUCCCAACUCAAGUACUUCACAUUCACAAUGAUUGGUAUUGCAUUAUUAUGGCCUUGGAAUUGUUUCUUAUCAGCAUCAGAAUAUUAUGCGGAAAGAUUUUUAAAUACGCCAUCAUUAAUAAAAGUAUAUAGUUCAACAAUGAUGUCAGUAUCUACAAUUACUUCAAUGGUUUAUAAUUUCUAUUUAUCACAAACUCAAAGUAAUGUUAAUUAUAAUUAUAGAGUAAAUACGGGAUUAUCUAUAACAAUUGGUAUUUUCCUUAUAAUGGCAUUUUCAUGUAUUUCUGAUUGGUUUAUCAAGAUGAAUGAUACGGCGUUUUUCACAAUAUUAAUGUUUAUGGUAUUAUUAUCCGCUAUGGCUACUUGCUUAGCUCAGAAUGGUACUAUGGCUAUUGUUAAUGUUAUGGGUGGGAUUUAUGCUAAUGCAGUUAUGGUUGGACAAGCCGUUGCUGGAGUAUUACCUGCUACUGCAUUAAUUAUUUCAGUAUUAACAUUAGGUGAUAAAACAGUUACUCCUCAAGAAUAUAUUGAAAAGAAUUUUGGUGUCUUUGCAUAUUAUAUUACCGCAAGUUUGGUUUCAAUUUGUUCAAUAUUGUUAUUAUAUUGGACUUCUUAUCAUAAAAAUGAAAUUGCAUAUGAAACUUUAAAUAGAUUAAUGGAAGAGGGAAGUGCUCAGGCUGAGGCUGAAGAAAGUGAAAGUAUUGAUGAUGAUGAAUAUAUUGAACCAAUUCAUAAACAAAAGAAAUACGUUUCAUUUGCAUUAUUAUGGUCAAAAUUAAAUUAUAUUGUAAUGACAAUCUUUUUAACAUUUUCAAUCACAUUAAUAUUCCCAGUAUUUGCAGCUACAGUUGAAUCAACUCAUACUAAUUCUAAUUUCAAAUUAUUCCACAAAAGCAUCUUUAUUCCAUUUAUUUAUUUAGUAUGGAAUAUGGGGGAUUUAUUAGGUAGAAUAUUAUGUGGAUAUCCAACCCUAAAAAUGUUAAUUAAAGACCCAAAAGUAUUAAUAGUAUAUUCAAUAUCAAGAUUAAUAUUCAUUCCAUUGUUUCUUACAUGUAACGUCCAUCCCAAGAAUGCAAGAGCAUUAAUUAAUUCUGAUUUAUGGUAUAUUACUUUGCAAUUCUUAUUUGGCUUGUCAAAUGGACAAUUAUGUACUUCUAGUUUUAUGAUUAUUGGAGAGUAUUGUGAUAAUGAUGAUGAAAAGGAAGCCGCUGGUGGGUUUUCGGUUGUCUUUUUGAGUGUUGGUUUAGCAUUUGGAAGUAUAUUUAGUUAUUUAUUAGUAUUAUUCAUUGCAUAA
Hemisphaericaspora subhashii is the source of this 1443-nucleotide messenger RNA. RefSeq names its product nucleoside transmembrane transporter. The record is from RefSeq and is a predicted model, not a curated record. The transcript has a single exon. Gene Ontology annotation, biological process: nucleoside transmembrane transport. The coding region runs from base 1 to 1443 and encodes 480 amino acids. Gene Ontology annotation, cellular component: plasma membrane; fungal-type vacuole membrane. Gene Ontology annotation, molecular function: nicotinamide riboside transmembrane transporter activity; nucleobase transmembrane transporter activity. Lineage: Eukaryota; Fungi; Ascomycota; Pichiomycetes; Serinales; Debaryomycetaceae.